AGCUAAAACAUCAGGUAGAAAUGCACUGGGCUGAUGGGCGUGAACCUGUAAACUUUGAACGUUGACUUUUACAGGAACAAGAGCACAACAAAGCGUCCUCGGGGGAUAUACAGCGUAAGGACUGUCACAGCUCAUGUGCUCUUAAUGCAAUUUAGGUAAAUCUGGUUUGCGCUACUCAGAGCUCAGCAAUCAAAGCAGCAGUUCGCUGCUCUGCCCCAGAACAAACAAACCCGCACAGCAAAGGCAUCAGCGCAAACCUCCCUGUGUGCUGGGGGGAGCAGCAGAUCUCGACCUCAACGCCCAACGGGAAAGCAGAUUUAUGGCUCAAUCUGCAGAAUCAGCCGGAUCCGCAGGUAGAAAUAACGGUGAGAUGUACUAAUAUUUCUGAUUCUACCCAUGUCUUUUCCUCCAAAGUGAAACACAGCCUUGUCCUGUUCCACCCCUUGACGUGCUGGGGAAUGGCUGAGAGCAAGCUGGGAGAGCAGGAACUGGGAUCAGACCCUGAUCCCGGGGCCAGGCUGGGUUUGUUCUGGUGCAGAGAACGUCCUCCCUUCUUUACAGGAAAAAGAUAAAAUGUUGGCAGCCUGUUUCGAUUGCCCAGGAGGCCCAGAAAAUCUGUAUGUGAAAAAAGUGAUAAAACCACAUCCAGGAGAAGGAGAAGUUCUCGUGAAGGUCUCUGCCAGCGCUCUGAAUAGGGCUGAUUUACUCCAGAGGAGAGGGAAAUAUCCUCCCCCCAAAGGAGCAAGUGAUAUUUUAGGCUUAGAAGCAGCUGGGAGUGUGGUGGGGCUCGGACCUGGCUGCAAGGGCCGGUGGAAGAUCGGCGAUGCGGUGAUGGCUCUGCUCUCCGGCGGUGGCCAGGCGGAAUAUGUCACAGCACCCGAAGGCCACCUGAUGCCAGUUCCCGGGGGUAUGACAUUUGUUCAGGCUGCAGCCAUCCCCGAAGCCUGGCUAACCGCCUUCCAGUUGCUGCGUUUUGUAGGUAAAGUAGAGGAGGGCGAGCGAGUGUUGAUCCACGCUGGAGCGAGCGGAGUUGGCCUGGCAGCCAUUCAGCUGGUGAGGCUGGCAAAAGCGAUUCCCAUCGUGACAGCAGGGACUCAAGAGAAACUGAAAGCGACAGCGAACGCCGGAGCAGCUGCGGGGUUCAACUACAAGAAUGAAGAUUUUAGUGAAAAGGUCUUGGCGUUCACCCAAGGUUCCGGAGUAGAUCUGAUUUUAGAUUGCGUUGGUGGCUCAUACUGGGAGAAGAAUCUUGCCUGUCUGAGCACUGACGGCCGGUGGAUCGUUUAUGGACUGCUGAGUGGAGGUGAAGUACACGGAGAUUUGUUUGCCAGGCUGCUUUCCAAAAGAGCGAGCAUCCAUACAAGUCUGUUGCGAUCACGAGACAAGGAGUAUAAGGAACGGCUGGUGAAAGCCUUCACAGAAGAGGUGCUGCCACAUUUUUCUGAAGGAACCUCCCCUCGUCUCCAACCGUUUGUCGACAGCGUUCACUCUCUUCAUGAGAUUGCAGAGACACACAGGGUCAUGGAAGAAAACAAGAACAUUGGCAAAAUUGUCAUCGAAAUGCCUGCUUCAUCUUAAAGAAAGGCCUACUGAUGUGGUUUAUUGAGGGACAGAAUUGUUAGGGGUGUUUGACAAGCAGAGAAUCUGCCUAUUCUGCUUCCAAAUCCGGAAUGAUUUAUUGUGGGAGGAUGCCAAAUAUGAGAGGUACAGCAAAGCCUUACAGGACACGUUAAUCAUAGAAUCAUUUUGGUUGGAAGAGACCCAUAAGAUCAUCAAGUCCAACCAUAACCCAACUCUGGCACUAAACUAUGUCCCUGAGAACCUCAUCUACACGUCUUCUGAACACCUCCAGGGAUGGUGACUCCACCACUGCCCUGGGCAGCCUGUUCCAAUGCCUGGCAACCCUUUCUGAGAGGAAAUGUCUCCUGAUAUCCAAUCUGAACCUCCCCUGGUGCAACUGGAAGCUGUCUCCUCUUGUCCUAAUAAAAAGGUUCACGUUGCA
Molecule: messenger RNA, 2002 nt
Organism: Columba livia (rock pigeon)
Lineage: Eukaryota; Metazoa; Chordata; Aves; Columbiformes; Columbidae
Gene: TP53I3
Product: tumor protein p53 inducible protein 3
Exons: 6
Coding region: 574-1578 (334 amino acids)
Molecular function (GO): NADPH binding; quinone binding; quinone reductase (NADPH) activity
Source: RefSeq, a predicted model, not a curated record